Physella acuta is the source of this 2913-nucleotide messenger RNA. RefSeq names its product deoxynucleoside triphosphate triphosphohydrolase SAMHD1. Lineage: Eukaryota; Metazoa; Mollusca; Gastropoda; Physidae. Gene Ontology annotation, biological process: dGTP catabolic process. Gene Ontology annotation, cellular component: nucleus. The record is from RefSeq and is a predicted model, not a curated record. Gene Ontology annotation, molecular function: dGTPase activity.
GAUACAACGUGUAAGCAUUUAUUAAGAGAAGUAUUCCAGGGUGUGUUCUGUGGAGGAGUUUCAGUUUGACGGUUUCAGUGUGUAUGUUUUAGAAUGUUGGUUUCCUGAAGAGGCUUACAGAAGGAUGGUUUUAAGAUGACGAAUUCAAGAAUAUAAUUUCUGUCAGAACUGGGGCUUUUACAAGUUCGAACCGUGAAGCACACAGUAUUAAUUUUAUUGUCCCGUUUCGCACAGCAUGGGAGCUAAACGUAUUUUACGUGUUGCAACUUGCUAGCCCAGAGUUUCUGCAAUCAAAUAGCCCGUUAUUGUUUAAGGAAAAAUCUAUAUAAUUGGUAAUCGAUAUACCAGGCCUACCAGAACUCACGGCACUCUAUACAUACAUGUGGCGGCCACGACAGAAGAAGCCUAACUAAAGAUGUUAACGUAAAGGUUAAACACUGAAGCGAAUGAGAGAUGGCUGAACAAGAGUCGCAAAAUAAAGUUAAGAGAAAGAUAUUCAGGGACCCAGUCCAUGGCGACAUCACCAUACACCCAGUUUGUGUUGCGAUUAUCAACACACCACAGUUCCAGAGACUUCGAUCAAUCAAACAGCUAGGAACCUGCUACCAUGUGUACCCUGGAGCUACACACAACAGAUUUGAACACAGCAUAGGGCAGGCGAAGAGUUUUAUAAUAAAAAUUUUAAGUGCUUAAAAGAUUACUAUAAAAUAGAAAUAACACAGUGUUUAAACACAAAACAUAACCCAUUGCCCCUAUUCUACUAUGUCCUAUCAUUUGUUUCGUAGCUAACAGACAAUAUUAUACUUGCACACUCUCUGUCGUAAUCUUACAAGUCUUCAUUCUGUCUCAGUUUUAUUCUUUUACCCGGUUCUAAGACCUUAUGACCUUGUAACAUGAUCUUUUCUUCUGGGUUUUUGAAUGUCUAGGAUUUGCAUGUAUAAAGAAAUGUGGCCACAGCACACUCACUCAUUAGCCUUGAUUUGUUUAAAUAUAUUGAAAUAUUAUUAACGAUAUUUAAUUACCAAACAACACUAUUUAUAAAUCUGAAAAUAAAUGUUUAAUUAUGUAAACUUAAAUCGUAAUAGUUACCUAAUUAUGAUUGCAAUAACUGUCAUCUGAUGAACUUUCGCUCAUCUCCCCAGAGUAUGCUAUUUGGCAGGUAAAUUUGCAAAAUGUUUGAAGAAAAAUCAACCGGAACUAGAAAUAAAAGAUAACGAGAUACUGUGUUUAGAAAUAGCUGGACUGUGUCGUGGCUUAGGAACAGGUCCAUAUUCGCACGUGUUUGAAGACGCAUUUUUACCGAAAUCUGGACUCAACUGCAAUCUUAAACAGAUUACAUUACAACUUUUUAACUACAUUUUGAAACAAGAAACAGUCAUAAAGGCAUUUAAAGAUUACAAACUUGGAAAUCCUAGUGACACAAAUAGAAAUAUCCUUUUUAUAAGAAACAUGAUUCUAGCAGAGAAAAUACCACAGAACAGAAGAUUCUUGUAUGAGAUAAUUUGCGAUGAAGGGACUGGGAUUGCAGUGCACACAUUCGACUACCUGGCUAGAGAUUGUUAUCAUCUAGGUUUUAAAAACUUGUUCGACCACAAACGUUACAUGAAGUUUGCUAGGGUCAUAAAUGUUAACGGCGCGGAAAGAAUUUGUUUACGAGAUAAGGAAAUAGCAAAUCUAUAUAACUUGUAUUUCACCAAAUAUACGUUGACAAGAUUUGCUUAUAGACAUAAAGUAACAGAAGCAGUUCAGCUCAUGUUGGCAGAAAUGAUGGAAAGAGCCAAACUUCGUCCUUUCUUUAAAUUAUCAGGUCAGACAAUAACUAGUUGUUUGGAGGAUGCUGAAGCCUAUACUGCACUUGAUGAUAAUAUUAUAUAUUGGAUAAUGGAUACUGAAAAUACAGAUCUAACAGCAAAGGAAUUAGCUAACGACAUUCUAAGCAGAAAAUUUUAUUAUUGUGUUUGUGAGAGUCAACCACUGAACAACAAAUGUGUGCAGUAUUCUAUGACUGUUGAAGAAAUUACUCAAAGACUCAUAGGAGCCGGUGCAAGAACAUUUGAAAAUGGAGACAUUAUAGUGGAGAAAAAAUAUUUAAGUUUGAGAAAAACAGACCCACAAAAGUGUAGGGCUAUUUAUACAUACUCAAAAGCAAAUCGAGAUGAAGCUCAAGCAAUACAAUAUAAUGAGUCACAAGGAAUUUUAAGUUUUGGUGAAGAGUCGGAGUUAUUAAUACGUGUUUAUAUUAAACAACGGAACGAUGUUUUACAAAAAAACGUAUACCAAGCAUUUUACAAAUGGAUCAAUUUGCCACAAGGUCUGCCUGCUUCAAUAUCUGUGGGAGGAAACAAGAAAAAUAAGAUAUUUAACGAUCCUGUCCAUGGUCACAUAGAGAUGAAUGCAGCCUGCUUGAAAAUUAUCGAUACAGCUGAAUUUCAAAGACUGAGAAACAUAAGUCAUCUUGGAAUGGUAUAUUUCUUAUAUCCUGGAGCCUCACACAAUAAAUUUGAACACUCUUUGGGAGUUUGUCAUUUAACUGGUCAGUAUAUACAGGAAUUACAGAAAACCACUGCAGAUAUUGAUGACAAGGAUAUAUUGUGUUUAGAAAUCGCUGCACUAUGUUACAGUUUAGGUUCACUACCCGAUGGUCUCUGGUCUAAUGAAGAAAGAGCUAAAAAGACUGAACAAGCAUCAGCAAAAAUGUUCAAACACUUAUUAGAAAAUAAUAACGAUAUUAAAGUUUGUCUUGAGCAAGAAAAUGGAUUGGAAGCAAAUGAUCUAACUUUCAUAACGGAGUUAAUUAACUCUGUUGAACCUACGGGGUCUACGGCUUGGCCCUACAAAGGAAGACCUGAGAGUAAAUCCUAUUUAUAUGAGGUAAGUGUGAUUAAUGAGAAUUUAAAACUCACUUUGCCUUAA